Molecule: messenger RNA, 1284 nt
Organism: Spinacia oleracea (spinach)
Lineage: Eukaryota; Viridiplantae; Streptophyta; Magnoliopsida; Caryophyllales; Amaranthaceae
Exons: 2
Coding region: 158-991 (277 amino acids)
Source: RefSeq, a predicted model, not a curated record
CAUAAACUUAUCAUCUUAUCCACACAAUCUUCCCACGCGCACAGACUGACACACCUUCACUUCUCCCUCUUUCUUCUUGCAAUUUCCAUUUCCCCCUUCACCGAAAAAGAGGAUCAAAAUUCUCUGACCAACCAAGCACUCCCUAAACUCAUCCCCAAUGUCGAUAUCCGGAUUAACGAAUACUUUCUCAAACCCUAACCCUAAAAUCCUGAAUUCCCCCAAUAUCUCAAAUUUAAAUGGAAACUGCAGGUUCAAACUUAGGGUUUGUGCGAAAGUUACAACUCCUGAACCAAAUGCUAAAGUGUACGGUCAAUUCUCUGCUCCAGUGAAGCCUAGUGGUAGUAGUAGUAGCUCAACGACGUCGUCUUCUUCCCCGAAGAAGAAGAAAGAGGAUGAACAGAAACAAGAUUAUUAUAUCAAUAUGGGUUACGCUAUUCGCUGCUUGCGUGAGGAAUUUCCUGAAUUGUUUUCCAGAGAGCCCAAUUUCGAUAUUUACAGGGAUGAUAUUGUGUUCAAAGAUCCCUUAAAUACCUUUGCUGGCAUUGAGAACUACAAAUCGUUAUUCUGGGCAUUGCGAUUCCAUGGAAGGAUAUUUUUCAAAGCUUUAUGGGUUGAAAUUCUAAGUGUGUGGCAACCUUCAGAGAAUGUCAUCUUGGUUCGUUGGACUGUCCAUGGAAUCCCACGAGUCCCAUGGGAGAGCCGUGGUCGUUUUGACGGCCUUUCAGAGUACAAACUUGAUAGAAAUGGGAAGAUUUAUCAGCAUAAAGUCGACAACAUUGCUCUCAAUUCUCCUCGCAAGUUCCAGGUACUCUCUGUCCAGGAGUUAAUCUUGUCACUCGGUUACCCUACAACUCCAAAGCCUACCUGCUUUGAGCUCACUUCUUCCACAAAACUCCACCCAUUUGCCGGAGAAACGGAAUUUUUAAGUCAUUACUUGAAUUAUGUCCUGGAUUUUUCACAUAUACACGAGGCAGAAACUUGUCAGAAAUAAUGAUAGCCUUAUGGUGAUAAGUUUUGCUAGUUUUUGAAUGCCUAGAGCUUGGUCAUCCUUAGCGUUGGAGAGCUAUAUAGUUUCCUUUAUGCUUCUCGAACGAUAAAGUAAUACACCUGUAUGUUAUUAUACUAAUAGUCAUUUCAGAAUGCUGGAGCUUGAUUAAGUGUAGUAUGAACAAAACCUCACCACCUGCUCAUAUGUAAUUAAGCAUGAUAUAAUAGUCUUGUGAACAUUGUAGAUUUUGUAUAUAUCUAAACAUAAAGUUGAGAUAUCAGUUUCUUCUUGCUGCA